Electrophorus electricus (electric eel) is the source of this 2173-nucleotide messenger RNA. RefSeq lists its product as uncharacterized. The record is from RefSeq and is a predicted model, not a curated record. Lineage: Eukaryota; Metazoa; Chordata; Actinopteri; Gymnotiformes; Gymnotidae.
AUGAAUCUGUAUAGGAGUUUCGGGUGUCUGCUAGAGACCUGGGUCGCAGAGGGAUACCCAGCCGCAGCUUUCCUUGGUGGGGGUUCGGAGAGUCGCCUAGAUACUAACGGCAGUUACUCCACAUCCACAGACACCGUGAGGUUCCCGGGAAUCACGCUUCGGUCGGAGUCUGAGGACUCUGGCGUGGAGCUGCCGUCAGUGGCCAGCGCCCAGACCCCACUGUCCAGCACACCCAUACAGACCACCGAAGAUACGCCACCCUCCUCUUCCUCCCUAGGUCCAUCUCGGUGCUCCUCCUCCUUGUCGUGGCUCUCCAGAGGAGCUGAGGGGUAUGUGGAGUCAACCACAGCCAAGGGAGGGCCAGUGGAGCAGGCUUUGGACAGAGCUAAGCCAGCCUGGAGACAGGAUACAAGGAAGAGCUCCCCAGAGCCAGGCGUGGACGAGGGUACCCGCCGGCGCGCUCACACAGUCUCCAGCUUCCGAGUGUGCCAUUGCGCAGGAGAAGCUUACCAACAGCCCACCCAUCAACAGGGUUCGGCAGAAAACCACCAACGAACACACACAGCACAGCCGCACGCCCUCAGUACCACAGACUUGGCAGAGGCUGAAGGCAACACAGAGACGGGGCUGUCUCCUGGCCUUCUCUACCUGGAGCAGGUGUGCCAGGUGAUGCAGGAGAUGGCCAGGCUGCAGAAGAUGAACCGGAGACUGCAGGCGGAGGUCGAGACUCUCCGAGACUGCCGGCGGGAGACUGAGAGGAAGUCUGUUUGUUCGCAGCAAGGUGCAAUUAACUGUGCAGACGGAGAAAGGCCGGAGCUCUGGGGUCUGGAAGAACCGCCUGACUUCUUGUCUCAUGCCUUCCGCCGCAGGACUGUGUCUGACACACGAGCUUUUCUCCAGCAGCAGAACCGAGCUAAAUCCUCCAAAGGUGGACAGUUCAUGUCCACAGAUGUCUUACUAGAGGAACCCGAGAACAUCCGGCCGGCAGAGGAAACUAAGACAAGAAAGUUUAGUAGAAGCCUGAAGCUACAGAUUACCUCACUGGGAAGGAAUGAGAAGUCAAAACGCUCUGUGACAGGUGACAGCUCCAGUAGUGAGAAGACAACGUCACUAAGACAGCUGUUCAGAAGCAGGAGAAGGACCACUCGACUGUGAGAGUCUCACAGUGCCUUUAAUGCAAGAUCAACUGGCGGAAGACCCAUAGCAGAAAUGAACCUAGGGUACACUGUAAAGGAGUCAGCCCUGGAAAACAGCUCUUGUUAAAAUUAUUUUGUGUUUUUUACACAGAUUCCAACGUCUCGAAUUAAAGUUGCACCCACACACCUAGUGCUCACUCAGAGUCUCCACUGACAGCAGGAUUUUGUUCGGCGGGGCUUUAAUCUGUGAUUAGGAUACCAGGCCUGAAUUAUGGGAUUACUUCAGGUGUUACAGCAAGUGUUCAAAUUGCAUCAGCAUUGGUAUGGCAAGACCUAAUUCCUGGGUGAGGUUAGAUGUGAGUUAGGUCAGUAAUACAGACUGGAUCCAGCCAGUUUGUUCCUGUCCCGUGUGUCACCGUGAUUCAGUGUGAUCUGAAUUGAUGUGUUAGAACUGCUUAUGAAAGCACUUAUAAUGCCACACACCUAUGGUAUACCACUGCAUAAGAAUUAUGACAGUGGAAAGAGUACCUGUUAAGAUAGUAAGUUUCUCCUUACUCUCGUAUUUUGCCUGUUGUCAGGACUCAUUUUUACAGCUUAGGUUAAAGAAUAUGGAUGUUACAUUCUUAAAACCCAGAGCAAUCUCAGUGUGCUUAAGGAAAUGUAACAUGUGUUGCAAUAUUUUGUAUGUGUAUUCCAAAAAUCUAAGCAGAAUAUAUUGUAUGAUAUAUUUAAUAUGUACCAUUUUUGUCUGCUGCUAAAAUAAUGCCAAGAUGAGAAGACAGAGAGGAGUUGUAGGUGCUUCUCUGUCAGCACGUUUCCAUGACUGUGAGGUGUUCUCUCUGUGAGAUGUUCUCUCUGUGAGGUGUUCUCUCUGUGAGAUGUUCUCUCUGUGAGGUGUUCUCUCUGUGAGAUGUUCUCUCUGUCAGAUGUUCGAUAUGUUAUGUGUUCACUUUGGAAUGACUAGUUUCUUUCAUGUUAAGAUAUUCAGUGUAAACAUUCCUUUCUCUUCCUCUCAAAAUAACAAAAUAAUCACUGAU